Messenger RNA from Metarhizium brunneum ARSEF 3297, 294 nucleotides. RefSeq lists its product as uncharacterized. Lineage: Eukaryota; Fungi; Ascomycota; Sordariomycetes; Hypocreales; Clavicipitaceae. The record is from RefSeq and is a predicted model, not a curated record. Gene Ontology annotation, molecular function: protein binding.
AUGACCUUUGAUGGCGACAAAACCCUCUAUCUCCACGCGCGAUGUCCUUCCCAGGGUGGCCUUUCUGACUUCUGGGCAUUCAACAUUGAGACUUUAGUAUGGAUAGAGAUCCCGCCUGCUCCUGCUACUGCACGUCGAACCACAUCCAUUGCGUUUUGUCAAGCGGAGCUCUACCGCAUGGGUGGCUUCCAUAGAAAGACUGAACUAGGCGGAAAUAUUAACAUUUACGAGCCCUCUGUCAAAGGAUGGACCACUACAUCGUUCAAAGUUGAUGAGAUGCACGGCCCAGUUUGA